GACGCCACCAAGAAGGGGGCGGGGCCACGUCGCGUCCGCGCCAUCGGCAGCAGAUCAACUCGCGGUGUGCAUGGUUUUGCCUGCCAAACGCUUCUGCUCGGUGCCAUCCAUGGAGGGCGUGCGCUGGGCCUUUUCCUGUGGCACUUGGCUGCCGAGCCGAGCCGAAUGGCUGCUGGCGGUGCGAUCGAUCCAGCCGGAAGAGAAGGAGCGCAUCGGCCAGUUCGUCUUCGCCCGGGACGCGAAGGCAGCCAUGGCUGGUCGUCUGAUGAUAAGGAAAUUAGUUGCAGAGAAGUUGAAUAUUCCUUGGAAUCACAUUCGUUUGCAAAGAACCGCAAAAGGAAAACCAGUUCUGGCAAAGGACUCAUCGAACCCGUACCCCAACUUCAACUUCAACAUCUCUCAUCAAGGGGACUACGCGGUGCUUGCUGCUGAGCCUGAGUUGCAGGUCGGAAUUGACGUGAUGAAGACUAGUUUCCCAGGUCGUGGUUCAAUUCCAGAAUUUUUUCAUAUUAUGAAACGAAAGUUUACUAACAAAGAAUGGGAGACAAUCAGAAGCUUUAAGGAUGAGUGGACCCAACUGGAUAUGUUUUACAGGAAUUGGGCGCUGAAGGAAAGCUUCAUCAAAGCCGUUGGUGUGGGACUGGGAUUUGAACUGCAGCGGCUUGAGUUUGAUAUCUCCCCAUUAAACUUGGACAUAGGCCAGGUUUAUAAAGAAACGCGUUUGUUCCUGGAUGGGGAAGAAGAAAAAGAAUGGGCAUUUGAGGAAAGCAAAAUAGAUGAGCACCAUUUUGUGGCAGUGGCUCUUAGGAAACCUGAUGGUUCUAGACAAAAAGAUGUUCCUUCCCAGGAUGAUUCUAAACCAUCCCAGAGGCAGUUUACUAUUCUUACCUUUAAUGAUUUAAUAUCGUCUGCUAUCCCCAUGACACCUGAGGACCCUUCCUUUUGGGACUGUUUCUACUUUACAGAAGAAAUCCUAAUCCGAAAUGGUACAAAGUCAUGAUACGAUUCACCAAGUAACAAAAGAAAGCGACAGCUGUUUGUAAUCUUCUGUAUUCACUGAAAAAAAUAAAUCCCUGAGAGUAUAAAAAGCAGUUUUUUUAAGAAACCAAAACCUUUUACUAUUACAAAAGCAGCCUUGUCUUUCAAGAUAGGCCCCUAGAGCGCGCUUCCCCCUUCCUGUCCAAACGUGGGCGGAGUGAACAGACAGAAUCUUCACCGAUACACAGAGAUGGUAGGAAAUGCAGAUAUGGGAAAGGAAAUCUCUAGAUCCUGUCAGAAAUCGCUAGUCUGAGCUUUGAGAAUCUCUCUAGACCGUUUUUUCCUGACAAAUAAAUCCAUAUUAACUUUUUUUUUAAUGGGCACGUGCUGUUUUUUAAUUUUUUUAAACCCUGCAUGUACUGUUACAACUGUGCCUCUGUUACAUGAACAUACAGUGGUUCUGCAGCACUUACGUGACUAGUAGCAAUGUGAUCAGAGGGAGCAGUGUUCAGUUAUAAUUAGGUUAAUAACUAGGGACAUUUACAGUUCAGGGUGGUUAUGUUUUAGCGUUUGUUUGUUUGGCCUUAGCCUCAAUGUAUUUAUUUGGCCUUAGGCUCAUUCCCCUUCCCAAUUACAAAAACAACUGCUGUAACUUCCAGUUUUACAUCUUAAUAAAAAUUGCAUGUGUGAGGCAGGCAAUGGGAAAGGCCAUUUUGCCCAUUCUAGUUGUCUGGUUGGUGAGGAAGAUGGCUCCCACAGUCCCCCGAAGGUGUCCCCACAGUUUCUGUUGAUUCAGACCUGGCCACAGAGAAAACCAAUGUCUGACACUUCUGCCUCUUUAGUAGAUUGUUGGAAAAGAAAAACCCAAGGCAGGUUUCAGAGGAUGGCCCUGAGCUGCAGCCUGCUACCUGGCGUAAGAAGGGUGUCAUGAUAUGUUCAUUCUCCUCUGUUAGACAUUUCAGUUGUCUGCAUUUUAUUGCUGUUAAGUGGUGGUACAGUGAGUAUCCUUGUACAUGUUAAGGCACAUAAUUAUGUUCUUAAUAAGGUUUUUAGAAGUAGGAUAACUGAUUCAAAGGGCUUACGCAUUCAUUUUUAAAGCUUUGGUAAGUAUUACCAUAUUUUGCUCUUCAAAAGAUUGUACAGUAUAUGCUCUUUGUGGUACGUGCGUGACCACUUCCACCUGUAUGCUUCCUGGUCAACUGUAGUUACUAUCUUUUAUUUUCCUGUAUAUUUAAUCUUUGCUAGUAUAACUGAAAAAUACGGCAUUUUAAAAAUUUGUAUUUCAUUCAUUGCAAAGGAGAUACAUUGAUGUUAUUGGCUAUUUGUAUUUCUUUUUUAAUGACCCUUUUGCUCGCCGUCUGCAUCUGUUUCUAUGUUAAAAGUAGGACAUGAGGUGUGAACAUAAAGUAUUAAGAUGCCAAGGCCAUCAUAUUGAUGACAGAAUCUGUUACGUGGUUGUAGUGCAUGUCUUCGGGGUUAGUCUUGUUAUUGUUAAAUAUCAAGCAGUAAAGUAUUUCACUGUUUCUAUUACUAACAUUAAAAGUUGCGUGUCAAUUAUAUAAAAGUAGGUACUUUGCUCAGUAAAAAAAAAUGGAAUGUUUUAUAUUUCUUUUAUGAAGCAUGCUGUUAUUCUAAGCCUAGUAAAUAAUGGGUCUUAAAAAGAUCGAAUAGCAUUUAUGAUAGAGGAAGUAUUGUUAUCUCUAGCAUGAAUGUAAUGGUGAUACCAAGAAUCAUUUGUCUCGUCUCUAUAAUAAUAAAAUGAUUAACUGUUAUGGGAUUUU
Messenger RNA from Chinchilla lanigera (long-tailed chinchilla), 2759 nucleotides. RefSeq names its product aminoadipate-semialdehyde dehydrogenase-phosphopantetheinyl transferase (gene Aasdhppt). The transcript is spliced from 6 exons. NCBI's taxonomy places the organism in Eukaryota, Metazoa, Chordata, Mammalia, Rodentia, Chinchillidae. The record is from RefSeq and is a predicted model, not a curated record. Gene Ontology annotation, molecular function: holo-[acyl-carrier-protein] synthase activity; magnesium ion binding. Bases 71 to 1000 code for a protein of 309 amino acids. Gene Ontology annotation, cellular component: cytosol.